This is a messenger RNA of Amphiprion ocellaris (clown anemonefish), 3855 nucleotides long. Its product is annotated as retrovirus-related Pol polyprotein from transposon 412. Gene Ontology annotation, molecular function: nucleic acid binding. Bases 1 to 3855 code for a protein of 1284 amino acids. The transcript is spliced from 2 exons. The record is from RefSeq and is a predicted model, not a curated record. Lineage: Eukaryota; Metazoa; Chordata; Actinopteri; Pomacentridae. Gene Ontology annotation, biological process: DNA integration.
AUGGGUGGAGUUAGCGUUCCUUGCUUGGUGGAUACUGGUUCCAUGGUGUCCACCGUAACGGAGAGCUUUUUCCGCCAACAUUUUGAGCCUUGGGGUCAAGAAAAGCUUCAGUCUUGUCACUGGCUUCAGCUCAGGGCAGCUAACGGGUUGGCCAUUCCUUACAUCGGCUAUUUGGAGCUUGAAAUUGGGCUGUGUGGGAAGUUAAUGCCACAAUGUGGUGUUUUGGUGGUCAAGGAUCCUCCUGGUGGUGUGUCUGCUCAGGUCCCUGGUGUGCUAGGUAUGAAUGUCAUACGUAAAUGUUAUCAUGAGCUUUUUGGGAAGCAUGGCCUGGCUUUGUUUGACUUGCCAUCAGUAUGUGAGGCUCCUGGAACAGUUGUGGAGGCCCUGCAAACGUGCCACCAAGCCAGCGUGCAGGCCCCUCAGUAUAACUUUGGUAAGGUUAAGGUGCGGGGCAGGAAGGCUUGGCGGAUCCCUGGUGGCGUGAUGCAAAUCAUUGCGGCCACCUGCUCAGAGCAACACUCAGGCAAUACUGUAUUGUUUGAGCCCUUGGACUCUGGCCUACCUGCUGGACUACUUGCCUCUCCUGCCUUGGUUCCAGUGACAAGGGGCACUGCCUACAUUCCCAUUGUGAAUGUAGGAUCUACUGAUGUGUUGCUUUAUCCUCGUACAGUUGUGGGCAGUUUGGACGAGGUAAAUGUUGUGAGCCUUCCUGCUGGGGUCACUGAGGUGCCGUUUGGUCUGGCCACAGUGGCGUCCCAAUCCGUUUAUACUUCCGUGCCGGAGCAAAUAGCGACCAUGGAUCUGUCUUCCUUGCCUGCUGGAGAGCAGGAUCAGGUACGGGCCCUUCUAACAAAGUAUGCUUCUGUCUUUGCAGCUCAUGAGGGGGACCUUGGUUGUACCAACCCGAUCGCCCAUGAUAUUCCCCUCUUGGAUGACACUCCUGUUCGGCAGCGCUACCGACGCAUUUCUCCAUCUGACUAUGAGCUUGCGAAAGAGCAUAUCCACCAGUUGCUUGAUGCACAAGUGAUUAGAGAGAGUAGCAGUCCUUACGUGUCUCCUAUUGUGCUGGUUAAAAAGAAAGAUGGUAGUCUCCGCAUGUGUGUUGACUACCGGCAACUAAACAGCAAAACUAGGAAAGACGCGUUUCCUCUUCCUCACAUUGAGGAGUCCCUUGAUGCCUUAACAGGUGCUCGCUGGUUCUCCACUAUGGAUCUUGCCAGCGGUUACAAUCAGGUUCCAGUCGUAGAGGCAGAUCGACCUAAAACGGCCUUCUGCACUCCGUUUGGCCUCUUCGAAUGGAAUCGUAUGCCUUUUGGCCUUUGCAAUGCCCCAAGCACCUUCCAGCGGUUGAUGCAACGGGUUUUCGGUGAUCAGCAAUGCCAGUCAUUGCUGUUGUACCUUGAUGACAUUGUGGUUUUCUCUUCCACCGUUGCUCAGCACCUGGACAGAUUGGAGGUGGUGCUCAGGCGGCUACAACAAGAAGGCCUCAAAGCUAAACUCACAAAGUGUGCCUUUUUCCAGCGGGAGGUGCAUUAUUUGGGCCAUGUGAUCUCUGACCAAGGUGUUGCUACAGACCCUAGUAAGGUGGAGGUGGUGGCAAACUGGCAGCCUCCAACUACCAUUUCUGAACUGCGGUCAUUUCUCAGCUUUGCGAGUUACUACCGCAGGUUUGUGGAAGGUUUUGCUAAGUUGGCUGCCCCUCUACACAGGCUGGUGGCAGAGUUGGGUGGCUCCAAGUCUGGGAAGAGAUUAAAGCAUGUACUUGCUGAGAAGUGGUCCGAUGAAUGUCAGCAGAGCUUUGAGGCACUGAAGACCAAACUCACCACCGCACCUGUGCUGGCUUAUGCCGACUUCUCCCUCCCUUUCAUUCUUGAGGUUGACGCAAGUCAUGGUGGCCUGGGAGCAGUGCUGUCACAGGAGCAGGGUGGCAAGGUGAGGCCUAUUGCUUAUGCAAGCAGAGGUCUGCAGCCCACUGAGCGCAAUAUGGACAACUACAGCUCCAUGAAGUUGGAGUUUUUGGCACUCAAGUGGGCCAUGGCUGACAAAUUCAGGGAGUAUCUGCUUGGUCAUAAGUGUGUUGUCUAUACGGACAACAAUCCACUUAGCCACUUGUCAUCUGCUAAGCUUGGUGCCAUGGAACAACGCUGGGCAGCCCAGCUUGCACUUUUCGAUUUUGAUAUUCGAUAUCGCUCAGGGAGGGUUAACAGGAACGCUGAUGCGUUGUCCCGCCAGCAUCCUUCUGAUGCACCAGACAUGAAAGCUAUGCUCCCUGGCACAUCACUUCCUGAACCCUUGCAGCAAGCCCUGCGGUUGGAGGAGGCUGAUGCGACUCAAGCUGCAAUCGCAGCUUUGCCUCAUUAUGCCCCUUCUAACCUCUGUCAACUUCAGCAGGCUGAUCCUGUUAUACAGGAAGUGUCGGUGUUCUGGACACAGAAGCGGCGUCCGAGCCACACAGAGCGCCAACAGCUUUCUCCGCGUGCCUUGGCUCUCCUCCGCCAAUGGGACCGCUUGGUGGAGAAGAGUGGAAUCUUGUAUCGGCAGGUCUAUCGUCCUGAUGGUGCUGCAGCAAUUUUGCAGUUGCUCUUGCCAGCUGCGUUAAAAGAGGAGGUGCUAACUGAAGUUCACCAGAGGCAUGGCCACCAAGGUGUUGAGAGGACCUUGGAGCUGCUACGGCAGCGGUGUUAUUGGCCAGGCAUGUCCUCUGAUGUGGCACAGUGGUGCCAGUCUUGUGAGAGUAGCCAGGUUGCCAAAAACACACAGCCAGCUGCUCGCAGCUUCAUGGGGCAUUUGCUGGCCUCUCGGCCAAAUGAAAUCCUCGCCAUGGACUUCACUGUGUUAGAACCCACUCGUACAGGGAUUGAGAACAUCCUCGUCAUGACGGAUGUUUUCAGUAAGUAUACACUGGCCAUUCCCACCCGCGACCAACGAGCCCCCACUGUGGCUCAGGUCUUGGUUACAGAAUGGUUUUGUAAGUUUGGUGUCCCGGCCCGCAUACAUUCUGACCAGGGCCGCAAUUUUGAAAGCAGUCUGAUUCAGCAGCUGUGUAGCCUUUAUGGCAUUGAAAAAUCUCGCACCACCCCGUACCAUCCGGCUGGCAAUGGGCAGUGUGAACGGUUUAAUCGAACCCUCCAUAACCUGCUGCGUACCCUGCCUGUCUCUCAAAAGUGGGACUGGCACUCCUGUCUGCCCCAACUCCUGUUCUCUUACAAUACUACACCCCAUCAGUCAACUGGUGAAUCGCCAUUCUUUUUAAUGUUUGGCCAGGAGCCCCAUCUCCCAGUUGACUUUCUGUUGUGUCGUGUUCAGGAUCCUGUUGGUGGUGAUGUGACAGAGUGGAUUCAGGAGCACCAGACUCGCUUACAGAUUGCCUUUGAGAGCGCCCAAGAGAGGCUGAGGGUUGCAGCAGAAUGCCGAAGAAACAAUCAUGAUCAGCAUGUUCAAGCUGCUCCACUGCAGGAGGGCCAGUGGGUGUUGUUGCGGGACUUCAGUGUGAAGGGGCGUAACAAGAUUCAGGACCUGUGGGGCUCCGUAGUGUAUACGGUCUUAAAAGCACCAAAAGAUAGGGGCUCUGUGUACACCAUUGCCCCUACAGGCGACCAGUCCAAGGUCAAACAUGUCCAUCGUACACUCUUGAAGGCAGUGGCUGGUGCGGGUGCUUCCGAUUGUGCUGCUGCUCCUCUUUCACCCUGUCCUGACCAAGAAGAGGUGGAGGAUGAACUCGUACACGAUGGGGACUUGCUGGUUGUGAGGCAUGACAUCCCUCAUGCAGCUCCUGGGUCCUUUAGUGACUCCGUCCUCUGCAACAGCAGACUUGCCUCCUGCCCCAGCAGUAGGACCAUCAGCCGCUCGCCCUGA